AUGGCUACCGUCAACGUUCGUCGCGAUGUUACCGACCCCUUCUACCGUUACAAGAUGGAGAAGCUCCAGGCCAAGAUCGAGGGUAAGGGUAACGGUAUCAAGACCGUCGUUGUGAACUUGAACACCGUCGCUCAGUCCCUCGCUCGUCCUCCCGAGUACCUCAUCAAGUACUUCGGAUUUGAAAUUGGAGCUCAGGCCAACGCUAAGCCCACUGACGAUCGUUGGAUUAUCAACGGUGCCCACGACGCUCCCAAGCUUCAGGACUUGUUGGAUGGUUUCAUCGACAAAUUUGUUCUCUGCAAGAAGUGCAAGAACCCCGAAACCGAAGUGAUUCUCAAGGACAACCGUAUUACUUUGGACUGCAAAGCUUGCGGCCAGCGCUCUGACGUUGAUCCUCGUCUCAAGCUGAGCACCUUCAUCGUGAGAAAGACUCCUGCCAAGGGAGGCAAGAAGGACAAGAAAUCUCGUCGUGACAAGAAGAAAGAUAAAGACGAAGCCAAUGGAGAAAAGAAUGGCAGCCCAGGAGACAGCAACGCUUCUGACGAAGGUGAUGAUGGCGAGCUUCUAGCUGCUAGUGACGACGAAAUUGUUGCCGGCGCUGAGAAGAUCAACAUCGAGGACGAGGACGAAGAAGAGGUCAAGUGGUCCGUCGAUGUCUCUGAAGAAGCCGUCAAGGCCCGUGCUAAGGAUCUUCCCGACGAUCUCAAGCGCACCUUGAUCAUUGAAGGCGGCGAGGACGAUGACGAAGAAGGUGGCGCUACCAUUUACGAUCAGCUUGGAAGCUGGAUCAUCAAAGAAGCCGAAGACAAUGGUGGUGUUGCUAAGGUCAGCGACAUUGAUAUCUACAAGAAGGCCCUGGAGCUCGGCAUUGAGAACAAGCACAAGACUUUGACCGUGCUUGCACAGACCAUCUUCGACGACAAGAUUGUCAAGCAGAUCCCAUCUCGUGCUGCCAUGUUGAAGAAGCUGAUUACUUCUGAGCGUCAUGAAAAGGCAUUCCUAGGCGGUACCGAGCGUUUCCUGGGCAAGGACCAUCCUGAGCUCAUCCCUCAGGUUCCAGCUAUCCUUCUCGGAUACUACCAGAACGACCUUGUUUCUGAGGACGUCCUCAAGGCUUGGGGCAGCAAGGGCAGCAAGAAGUAUGUCGAUCUUCAGACCAGCCGAAAGGUUCGCAAGGCUGCUGAAAAGUUCCUCGAGUGGCUUUCGACUGCCGACAGCGAUGAGAGUGAGGAAGAGUCUGAGUAA
Molecule: messenger RNA, 1245 nt
Organism: Talaromyces amestolkiae
Lineage: Eukaryota; Fungi; Ascomycota; Eurotiomycetes; Eurotiales; Trichocomaceae
Exons: 1
Coding region: 1-1245 (414 amino acids)
Biological process (GO): translational initiation; formation of translation preinitiation complex; formation of cytoplasmic translation initiation complex
Cellular component (GO): cytosol
Molecular function (GO): GDP-dissociation inhibitor activity; translation initiation factor activity; eukaryotic initiation factor eIF2 binding
Source: RefSeq, a predicted model, not a curated record